UCCUUUAGGUGGCAGGGGAGGCGAGCGCCACUGCCUGCGGGGGAAAGAGCUCACACCACCGCCCCGCCAGCCAGCCAGCCUUCCAGUCAGGCUCUGUGCCUUUAAGAGCCACGUGGCAGGCAGAAGUUAGUCAGGUGUAGCUUUCCGCAUCGCUGCAGCUUCACGCUGGGAAAAGGCGCCUGCUGAGGAGCUGCCUGCCCUGCAGUUCUUAAAGACACCGAGCUUCUCUUAGGGAUCCGAGGUCGUCGUCUUUCGUAGGAAUUGCGCCUGCUCAUGAUUUGGAUAUUUGUGCGGACCAGAAAGAGCAGUCGGAGAGCAGUGCUUCUGGUGGGUCUGUGUGACUCAGGGAAAACGCUUCUGUUUGUUAGGCUAUUAACAGGCAAUUUCCGAAAUACACAGACUUCUAUAACUGAUAGCUCUGCCUUGUACAGAGUAAAUAAUGACAAGAGAACAAAUGUGACAUUGAUUGACCUUCCAGGCCAUGAGAGCUUGCGCCUUCAGUUCUUGGAUAGGUUCAAGGCUGCAGCUAGGGCAAUUGUAUUUGUUGUAGAUAGUGUAGCAUUCCAGCGGGAGAUGAAAGAUGUGGCUGAAUUCCUGUACCAGCUCCUGAUUGACAACGUAGUGCUGAAAAAUGCACCUCCCCUGCUAAUAGCCUGCAACAAGCAAGAUGUUACAAUGGCAAAAUCUUCCAAACUCAUACAGCAACAGCUGGAGAGAGAACUCAAUACCUUACGAGUGACCCUCUCAGCUGCCCCAAGCACAUUGGAAAGCACAGGCUCUGGAUCUGCCUCUCAGCUUGGGAAGAAGGGCAAGGAAUUUGACUUCUCCCAACUGCCCAUGAAAGUGGAAUUUAUUGAAUGCAGUGCCAGAGGAGGCAAGGGAGAGGAGGGUAGUGCUGAUAUUGAAGACCUGGAAAAAUGGCUAGGAAAAAUUGCCUGAACCUGGGAGGUAGCAAAGGCAACUGCUGGGAAAAUGGUAUGAAUUGGAAUGAAAUUUUAACGCAUUGCCAGGCACAGCCUGGAUGGGGUGAAAGUAGCACUUGGAACUGCAAUAAGGGGAAAUUCAUUCUGUGUUCUGCUCUGUUUUCGGCCAUCUCUGCUUACCCUUUAGCAACUCAUUCAUUGUUACAGAAUGUUCUGCUGGGAUAACGGAUCUUUCAGCAAAGUGCAGCCCCCUUUGCGCUUUCCGUUCUCAGCAGUUUCCCCUGCUUCAUCUUAAUCGGAGAGUCUUUAAACGAGGAUUCUAUUUUUGGAUGAAAGUUGCAAGAUACUGUGGAGUUACUUCAAACUAUCAUUCCAGGACUGUAAUUUCUCCACUUCUGGGUUGCCUUCUGUUGAUAUUCUCACCUGAGAUACUUGUGAACACCCACUUGCCCAUUCACAUUUUAUUUGCUUGCCCAUUUCAUUACCUGGGAAACAUUACAAUAUUCAGGAGUGAAUGGAACCUGCUCUUAUAGCAUUGUGCGUGUUUGUGAAGGAAAGUUAUGGGUUGCUAGUUAGAUGCAUCAGCAGAGGAGGACACUGCUUGCAAUGCCUAGAAUUGCUGUUCUCCUAGGUUUGGGCAUUGUGUUGUUUCUGCGAAUAAUUUGUUACUGAAUAAUUAUCACACAAAGCCAGAAAACUCAAGUAGCUGAGGAAAAUAUUUUGGGUUCUACUUCCAAGUAGUUUUUUCCCAGUCAGGGAGGACUGAAUUGUGAUGUACUACAUUUUGCUUGAUUGGUAUUACAGUGUUCGAAAUGUGUUUCUGAUUAACUACUUCCUAUUCUUUGGCUGAUCUGGCUGAUUUUUUCCCCAUCUUAGAUCUGGCAAUCACUAAUGUAACAUUCUGCAUAAACUUCACACCAAAGGAGUGUUGAGUGCCUAGCUUUUCAGUUCUGAAUAUGUUAUCCAUGGGUGGACUGAAGCCUUCCCACAGUGCCCCCAAGACCUGUCAGUGCCCCAGGUAUUGGGAAGUAUGUCUGACAAAAGAAUUUUAACUGUCCUGUGAUACGUUAGGACAAUUGUCAGAACUGCAUAGCUGUGUUUGACUACUAAGCUAGGCAUAGCUGUUCUAAAUAAUGUCCAUGUGUAAUAAUGUGAUUUGCUUUUUAACAUUUUUUUUAAAAUAAAAGAAAGAUGCUUAGGGUACCAUUCCACAAAGGUCUGAAAGAUUUUUACAGCAUACGAAUUGUAUAUCCCAGCAGUGAACACUGUCAUUUCAAUGGGAUAUGUGUGUCUAUAACUAUAAAACCCACCCAGCUACUGCUUCUGGAUGCUUGUUUACUAUAUUCCCAUAGACAUGUGUCUAUUCCUGCAGUGAAUUUGCUGUAAAAACACUUCCAUACUGUUCGGAACAGCCCUAAUGUUUUAAGUGCAUCUAGUAAAAUCCAUGUAUGUUCAUUGUUAGUGGCUCAGCCGCCAUCAUGGUGUGCUCCAAAUUGUGGAUUGUGUUGGAAAUUAGUUUCAUACUUGCGUGCAACUGAGUUUGGGACAUUUGGACAUGAAACAGCAGCAUCCUGUCUGAAAUCUGAGCUCUAGAACUGUGCUUGUCAUUAUGCUCAUGGCUAAAGUUGCUGUCAUGUAUGUAUGGGACUGAAGAGCUGCAAAGAUGCAAGAAUCCAUCUCUUUUAAAUUAUUCUCUACUGAUAUCUGUAAAUAAACAUGUUUGACUAA
Zootoca vivipara (common lizard) is the source of this 2651-nucleotide messenger RNA. RefSeq names its product SRP receptor subunit beta (gene SRPRB). The record is from RefSeq and is a predicted model, not a curated record. Lineage: Eukaryota; Metazoa; Chordata; Lepidosauria; Squamata; Lacertidae. Gene Ontology annotation, molecular function: GTP binding.